GGACGGCAGCUCCAGUGGGGCAAGCAGGGGUCGUUCCGGCGACUUCGGCUGGAGUCGUCACGGGCACCCUCGGAGGACAUGGAAGCGGAUGGCCUUUUCUUCCAUGAGGCGGUGACGUCGGGCCGGCUACGGCUGCCGUGCGCCACCACGCCGGCGGAGGAUGAACAGGGGCGACCGGCGCCCAAGCGUGUCCGGCAGAAACUGCCCGAGCCGGCCAAGGCGAGAUGGGCGGCCGAUGGCCGACGCUUUGCCCCCUGGCACUACAUCGAGGAGGCGAUGAUGCACGAUGCCGCCGGCCGGUUGCACAUCAUCCCACCGGCGGCCAAGGAGAAGCUGCACAUGCUGCCCCCCGGCUACACGGCGGCCGACUUCCUCGACGACCGGGCGGCACCGGCCCCGGAGCCCAGACGGUCCACGAUGCAGUGGAUGGUCGAACAGUUUGGCGGCGGCCCGGUGCCCAUGGAGCCGCCGCCACGCCUGCGGCCGGACCUGGAACUGCCCGACGACGACCCGGACAUGCACUGGCGCCUGGCGGGUCAACUGGUACACUGCACCGUGGCACGACGGCCGAAUUUGGAGCCGGCGCUCGAACGGGUGCUGGAGCUGUGGACGCAUUGCCGCCAUGAGGUCGCCCGGCUGCGUCGGGAGGUGCUGGUCGAGCUGGCGCAGCUGGUCCUGGACAUGCAGGAAACCACGGAGGAGUGGUUGGCGUCACGGUCGGCGCCCGUCAGGUCCACCUACACGGUGCCCGGCAAGGCCCGGCACACGCAGAUCCCCGUCGUGCUGAAUCUCCUUGAGAUGGUCGGUUACCCGGACGUGGCGGGCAUGACGGCGGACCUCACGGACGGCUUUGACAUGCUGGGCGAGCUCCGGCGUGGACCUGGCUGGAAGUCGCGGACAGACGGCCGCUACUCCAACCCGGCGUCGCUCGACACCUUGGCGUCGGUGAACUGGAGCUACGUCAAGGACCGCACGUCGAGGCCCAGGACUGGCGAGUACACUGAGAAACUCCUGGUGGAACUGGUGGACGAGACUCGACUCGGUCGUGUCGUUGGGCCCACCCGGCCCCCGGCGGGCUGGAACAUUUCGACUGUCCCGUUGGUCAAC
This is a messenger RNA of Symbiodinium necroappetens, 1107 nucleotides long. The record is from the annotation of a GenBank genome assembly. NCBI's taxonomy places the organism in Eukaryota, Dinophyceae, Suessiales, Symbiodiniaceae.